AUGUCUUUCUUCGUCCAGAAACGACGCGCAUACACGCACGCUAUCAUGGAAAACGCCACAGAACCCAAGUGGUACACUGAGUUCCGGGCAAAGCUGAACUCGGACCCCAACACCGCCGAAGACCACACACUGUACAUCGGCCAGCCGGCCAAUACCCCCCGGGGCAUAAACCCAACGACGCAGUACACCGUCAUCCUCCACGGCAAGAACAGCAAGUCAUGCCACUCGUGGUAUCUGGAUCACCCCACUGGAAAUGCACAUGAUCUUCACCUCGGACCAUUUGCCCUCGUGCAUACGGUCCACCCCGCCCCGGCCGAGGGAUCCAGCUGCCCCUGUGCGCAGCUCCAGACUGUGCGGGUUGGACAGGUGGACGCUGUAGACUACGAGAAGUUUGUGGCGAUUAUCGCGUCGCUGGAUCCGUCGCUUGCUAGCCACGCGUUUGUUUCGGAUGUGCUUCAAUUCGGCCGCGCGGCUGACAUUCUGUAUAACCACCAAGUUAUCUGUGCCUUCAAGGCGCUGUUUGGAGUUGGCCCGUCACCUAAGUAA
Messenger RNA from Aspergillus mulundensis, 546 nucleotides. RefSeq lists its product as uncharacterized. Bases 1 to 546 code for a protein of 181 amino acids. The record is from RefSeq and is a predicted model, not a curated record. Lineage: Eukaryota; Fungi; Ascomycota; Eurotiomycetes; Eurotiales; Aspergillaceae. The transcript has a single exon.